ACUGAUGUCUAUUGCCUGUCAAUCACUGUAGAAGUGAGAACCGUAUCAUGUCAAUUUCAACACCACAAACAAAUGGCAUGUUCACUGACCCAUGAAGGUAACAAUUCUGUUUCUGAUUAUUCAUGGAGAGUGUCAGGCAGGGAAGAGGCAUCACAAUGGCCCUUCAAGACAUUACAUCCAUACUGCCUAAAGCAUUGAAACAUUAAAUCCAAGGUUCUGAGUGGCUGUUAUUUAUAGCAAGGCAGGCUUGUCCUUCUAAUGACGCCACAUAGCCUUGUCAGAGAGGGGACGGGCAGGAUACAGGUAUUUGCUCUCCAAGUCGCCGACAAACAUGGGAUCCGCAAUCAUUACCUGUGUGGAAAUUUUACUUUUUGUUGCAUUUUGCACAGAUUUGACAAGCUGCAGUGAAUGGAGCUACAAAGGUGAUACAGGUCCUGGACACUGGCAUGAGCUGUUCCCCGAAGCCUGCUCAGGCAACCUCCAAUCCCCAAUCAACAUCAACCCCGAGGAGACCAUGUACAACCCAAACCUCCGACAAUUUGCCAUCUGGUAUGACCCACCCAAGGACAAUGCUAAAAUGUUUGUCAAGAACAAUGGACACGCAGUGCAAGUAGACACCAUGGGUGAUUUCUUCGUAACCAAUGGAGGUCUGCCAUAUGUCUACAAGACUGCCCAGUUCCACUUCCACUGGGGGCACAAGAACCAUCAGGGUUCUGAACACCGCAUCGAGGGACAGGCGCAUCCUCUAGAGCUUCAUAUCGUGAACUUCAACACCGACCUGUUCGGCACCAUCUCUGAGGCUGCGACUCAACCCAUGGGGCUUGCAGUGCUUGGGGUGCUCUUCGAGAUUGUUGACGAAGACAAUAAAGUGUUAAAACCCAUCCUGGAAGCCAUGGAGGAGGUCAAGGACCCAGAUGAUGAGAAUCUUGUGGAAAUAAAAGCAAUCCCACUCCGUAAUCUGUUGCCCGCGGAUACAGCUCAAUACUACCGUUACAAUGGCUCCUUGACCACACCUGGAUGCUUUGAGAGUGUUGUAUGGACUGUCUUCAGACAGCGUCAAAAGAUCUCACUGGAUCAGCUUCUGAAGUUCCGCAAUGUGCUUAAGCCCAAGCACAAGAAACAUGCCCGUAAGCACAAUCACCACAGAAGGCACAUCAAGCGUUCCAAUGCUGAAAAGAACGCAGAAAAAGUUCUUGAAGAACUUGGUAUCCAUGGCAACCACAUGGCAGAGGAUGAACUCAAGGUCGAUUUGGAAGUAAAACUGGCUGCAUCAACCGUCAUGCCUGAGACACCAUCAGCCCUUGUAGAUGCGACCACAGAGCUAUCUUCAACAGACCCAGCAGAACUGGAUGAGGACUCGGCCAAGAGGGCCCAGGACAACAUGGUCCGACAUCUCAAGGAGAAGGAAGAAGAAAACAAACAGGCCAAGGAGGAACUCAAGGCAAAGACAGAGGCCAAUGAGGAGUACAUUGAAUACAUCCAAGAAGAACUAGGUGACAAUUUUCGUCCGAUCCAACCAGUCAAUGGCCGCCUUAUUCAGAGAAGUUUCAAGAUCGGUGUUCAGCAGGUGAUUGUUGCAGCAAAGAAUGAGCCGAGUCUGCCACGGUACAACAUUCCUCAAAACAAUAACCAUCGUUCUGCCGAGUCGAGAUCCCAUGGCGGUAGUUCUCAUGUCACAAGCAUCUCCUUCCUCACCAUCCUUGCUUCUGUGUUAGCUCUGCUUCUGUGUUAGCUCUGCUUCUGUGCUGAGGCAUACAGACAGACAUAGCUUCAACACCAUUGAUGGCAGCAGUGUUUCAAGCGUGAUACAAAGCAGGUGCAGCAGAAGGAGCAUCAGUUUCAAAGUGGAUCCAACAGGAGAUUGUGUCAAGGCCGAUUGUGAUGCCCAUAUCAUUCCCACUGUGACGCACAUUCAGUUACAAGUCACGAACCUGAUUCCUUUACGCUGAGAUUAUGUUUAAAAGUUUUAGAAGACAGUUUCAAUAAUGUUCACAAAUUAAACACUGUAUUUCCAUUUCAUAUCAUGUUUGGUAAUUAUCAAUAUUAUUACCUAUUAUCAGAGAAUACAUCCUCGAUAAUAUAUAUAGUGGAGAUUUAUCGGAACGUAAACUCUGGAGAUUAUCGAGGAUGCAGAGAAUACAUCCUCUGCUAUAAUUUAGUGUCCCAAAUCAUGAAAAUGUUUUUAGUCACAAAACAAAUAAUAUACAUCUAAAUUCAAUCUUAAGACAUAAAUGGUUCAAAACAAAACACUUCCCCCCUUGAAUCCUCAAUCCAUAUAUUGAAUCUCAGUCCAGCUGAUAUUUAUAUUUAAGUAAGAUUUCCAUAUGUAUGCAUAAUGCAUCCAAUAUUUGUGCAUGAAUGCAAGGAGUACACAUAUAUAUAUAUAUUUGUAUAUAAACUCAAAGACAAAUAUGUACAAAAUGUUGAAUGAUCCCUUUCUGUUGGCAAAUUAUUGAUAAAUUUAAGGAUUUCAUUUUGACUCUAACAUCAACAACAUUUUCACAAAAAUAGAUUCAUGUGAUGGGUGGUAAUUAUUGGUAUGAAUCCAUAUUUAAGGUGAAGUGGAAAGAUUUGAUCUAUGAUCAAGUGGUACAAGCUAUGCAAAGCUAUUGAUUUAAGGUCAUUGGCAGGAUAUUUCUAUCAUAUUACAUUAUUAUCAUUAUUUUUUUUUUACAUAAUUACUGUCAUGACAAGUUUGAUUUUAAGAUAUCAUUUCUCCCAAACAUAUUUUUCACAAUGAAUAUGAAUAAAUCUAUAUAUCCAAGGAAAUAGUGCUAACAUUCCCAAUACAAAGGAAUCAAUUAACAAAUAAUUUAAUCCAGAUGAAUAAAUGCCAAAUUAGCAUGUAUCUACAGAAACAAUUUAAAACAAAAAACAAACAAUUCUCAGGUGGGUGCUGGGUUUGAACUUGUAAUGUUGAGUCCAUGGACCAAAACUACAGGGAUUUCAUAUUGUUCAUAGAGUUGUCUUCCCUGAUAGGGAGGGCAGUCUGAAUUUUCUGGAUGCAUUUUUGUUCAAUUCUCUACAAACUUACUUCAUGUGUAAUGAUUAAAUUCUUAUGGAGAUUUUUCUCAAUUCUACCCUUCUGUUUUUCAGACACCUUACAUUCUCUAACACCCUCAGCCACAUCAUUUGGUGGCCUGGGCAUUUUGUAACAUGGCCACCCCCACCCCCUCAUUUAAAUUCCUGGAUUGGCCUCUGUAGUCAAAUACGGUACAUAUUUGUUAUACACAAUCUUUUCUUUCAUCUUUUGGGGCGGUGGGGUAGCCAUGUUGUUAAAAGAUCGUCACGCCGAAAACCCAGGUUCGAUUCCCCACAUGGGUACAAUGUGUGAAGCCCAUUUCUGGUGUCCCCUGCCGUGAUAUUGCUGGAAUAUUGCUAAAAGCAGCGUAAAACUAAAUUCGUUCACUCACUCACUAUUUCAUCUUUUAAUUUUUUAGUUUGCCAGAUUGUAUAAACAAACCUUUCUUAAAGGUCUUGCCUAGAGAUACCGAUGUUGCUUCAUCCUAAUAUCUAGUGGAAUUGUGAUAACCAAGACUAUGUCUGUACAGAUUAUGCAACACACAAAUAUAUCACGAGUUCAUGUAUGGCUGAUAACUUAACAGGAUGUAUGACAAUAAAAGUUGACUGAUUUUUA
Messenger RNA from Haliotis rubra (blacklip abalone), 3637 nucleotides. Its product is annotated as carbonic anhydrase 14-like. Gene Ontology annotation, molecular function: carbonate dehydratase activity; zinc ion binding. Gene Ontology annotation, cellular component: plasma membrane. The record is from RefSeq and is a predicted model, not a curated record. Bases 332 to 1732 code for a protein of 466 amino acids. NCBI's taxonomy places the organism in Eukaryota, Metazoa, Mollusca, Gastropoda, Lepetellida, Haliotidae. The transcript has 8 exons.